AUGUCCACGCCCCUCUCCGCCUACGAGAUCGAGCGGCUUAAAAACAUCGAGCGCAACCAGGCUGUCCUCGCUCAGCUCGGCCUCGAGGCGCUCGCGCCUCCAAAGCCCACCGUCGUCCGCAAGCCAAAGGUGCAGCGCCCGCCGACAGAGCCGAGCCGGAAGAGCGGCCGCAUCGCUGCGUUGCCCGCCCCCUCGGUCUUCAUAGACGCUGAGCAUUCCAACGGCAAGGUCGUGCUGGGUGGUGUGGACGCAAAGGCCGCAAAGGCGGCCGCCGAGAAAACGGAGGAGGAGGCUGCGUCGGCCGCGGCUCCGCUGGACGAGGACCCGGCCCCGGCAUCGGAGGCGGAGCUCUUCCCAAACGAGGCGCUCGUGUACGGCCUCUUGCGCGACGAGAAGAACAGGAUCGCCCGCGAGAACGAUUGCGCCGCCUACCACGUCGCGCAGAACCGCGCUCUCAUGGCGAUGGUGCGGUGCGUGCCUCGCUCAGUCGAGGCGCUGCUCAGCUGCUGGGGUUGGGGCGAGGCAAAGGCGAGAUCUCACGGCGCGCGCCUCCUCGCGACGCUGGAGCCGCACGCCGCGGCUCUUCGGGAGGCCAGGCGCGGGAGGGCGGCGGACAGGCAGGAGGCUGCGGGGGCGACGGAGGCUGCAGGGGAGGCUGCAGGGGCCGAGGGCGAGGAGGAGGUGCUCGAGGUUGAGGACGACCUCCCCAAGACGCGCGACGAUCUGCGGCCGCAAGAGCUGCCGGCCUACGAGGCGAUGCUCGCGUGGAAGCGCGCCCGCGCAAAGGAGCUCGGAUACAACGACCCAUGCAUCAUCUGCCACGCACUGGCGCGGCAAUGGGGAACCCUCGUUUCCUAUGAACUCGGUACGGGCAAGACUUAUCUAAUGCAGAAGGAGGUUCUCGAGCUGAAGGGCAAGGCACCGGCGGACAUCAAAGAGGUACUUGACCGGUGGCGGCUCUGCCGCUCGACGAAACUAGUAGGCAGAGGUGUCAGCUCGCAGGUCACGUUUCACAUCAACGGCCUCAACACCGUUGCGGUGCCGGGACUCUAUGCCUGCGAUGACAAUCCGCAGUGGCGCCGGUGGCGCAACACGGUCCCGCCCACCGGAGGGACGGACCUCCUCCUUCCGCAGUGCUGUGAGUUCCUGGCCGCGCUGCUGCGUGGCGAUCCGUGUGUGCUCAAGGAGCACGGCAUAGAAGAGCCACCGAGCCUGGUCAUCAUGGAGGCGUGCACCGUGGCCAAAGUUGUCAAGAUGGACGUGCUCGCCGCCCUGCUCGAGUCGCCGCGAUUUGAGGUGCUGCAGCUCACCAAGCCGCGUGCGGAGGCAAUUGCGGCGUUUGAAGCACGUGGACGUGAGCAUGACAGUGGAGCUGUCAAGAAUGUGCCUGCUGCGACGGUCCAUGACAGGUAUUCCGGAGAGGUUGACCGCAUCAAGGAGGCGCUCGAGGCGCGCGCCGCAGCCACAGGGAAGGUGCUCAAGGAGGGGUGGUGGCGCUGCAUGCCGCAAGCAGAGGCGAUGGAGGUGGUGAGAGCACGCCUCACACAGGCGGCCUGA
Emiliania huxleyi CCMP1516 is the source of this 1557-nucleotide messenger RNA. RefSeq lists its product as hypothetical. The transcript is spliced from 2 exons. NCBI's taxonomy places the organism in Eukaryota, Haptophyta, Isochrysidales, Noelaerhabdaceae. The record is from RefSeq and is a predicted model, not a curated record. Gene Ontology annotation, molecular function: nucleotide binding; nucleic acid binding. Bases 1 to 1557 code for a protein of 518 amino acids.